This is a messenger RNA of Sphaerodactylus townsendi, 611 nucleotides long. Its product is annotated as histone H4. The record is from RefSeq and is a predicted model, not a curated record. Gene Ontology annotation, cellular component: nucleosome. Gene Ontology annotation, molecular function: protein heterodimerization activity; DNA binding; structural constituent of chromatin. The transcript has a single exon. Gene Ontology annotation, biological process: nucleosome assembly. NCBI's taxonomy places the organism in Eukaryota, Metazoa, Chordata, Lepidosauria, Squamata, Sphaerodactylidae. Bases 239 to 550 code for a protein of 103 amino acids.
GCUCGAGGACAAAGCGGGAAGGCGCCAAAAUGUUCCGUUUGAAACACUGGUCGUUUCGAAACUUCUCGGUUGCUCAUUGGUAGAAUCUCUGACUAGGCUUCUACAAUGCAAAGUAAAGAGCGACGCCCACACAUGACCUUGCAGUUUUCACUCUGGUCGGCAAUCAAGCAAUAUAAACCCAGUUUGCAGAGUUUUUCCCCAAUACGCUUUGUUUGUCAUUUUAUAGUCUGUGGUGAGAAUGUCUGGACGUGGUAAAGGCGGGAAGGGUCUGGGGAAAGGGGGCGCCAAGCGCCACCGUAAAGUCUUGCGCGACAACAUUCAAGGUAUCACCAAGCCGGCUAUCCGCCGCUUGGCUCGCCGCGGAGGCGUGAAGCGCAUCUCCGGGCUGAUCUACGAGGAGACUCGCGGUGUUCUGAAGGUGUUCCUGGAGAACGUGAUCCGAGAUGCCGUGACUUACACCGAGCACGCCAAGAGGAAGACCGUCACUGCCAUGGACGUGGUGUACGCCUUGAAACGCCAGGGCCGCACUCUGUACGGCUUUGGGGGCUAAGUCUUGCUGCAGAGCGCAACAGCGACAAUAAAACCUAAAAGGUCCUUUUAAGGGCCACCCA